Messenger RNA from Triplophysa rosa, 5586 nucleotides. RefSeq names its product HECT, C2 and WW domain containing E3 ubiquitin protein ligase 1b (gene hecw1b). Gene Ontology annotation, molecular function: protein binding; ubiquitin-protein transferase activity. Lineage: Eukaryota; Metazoa; Chordata; Actinopteri; Cypriniformes; Nemacheilidae. Bases 170 to 4834 code for a protein of 1554 amino acids. Gene Ontology annotation, biological process: regulation of dendrite morphogenesis. The record is from RefSeq and is a predicted model, not a curated record. The transcript has 28 exons.
AACUGAAGGAAAAAAACAGAAAUCAAUCCGACGGCGCGUUUCCAUUGGUUACAGGCUCCUGGUACCCAGGAAAGAGGAUGUAGCAUCUCCUGCGGUAGCUUAGCAAACGGGCCAAAUGUGAGGAAAGGGCGCCUGUCGUGCGGGGUAAUAUGGGGCAGAUGAUGGCUAUAUGAACGUAAAGGUGAUGAUUCACCGGCAGGUGAUACUGACCCAGAACUUGUACCAGAGCAGGUUUCUCGGGCUUGCAGCUAUGGCCUCUCCAUCUCGAGUAUCUCAGGGCAGGCGGAGAUGCAAGGACCCGAUUCGGCACAGUUUCAACCCUGAGCAGUUCCCUAACGUGGACUUCCAGAACGGCAUGCACGAGGAGCUGGCGGCCGCCGUGCUGCGCUCCACCAGCGAUACCAACCUCGUGACCUCCCACUGCCGCUCCACCCUCACCGUCAGCACGUCCAGCUACACCAUCGGCCAGACCCAGGACAUCACCCUCAGCUGGGACAUCAAGGAGGAGGUGGACGCGGGGGACUGGAUUGGCAUGUACCUCAUUGACGAGGUUCUGUCGGAGAACUUUCUGGACUACAAGAACAGAGGUGUCAACGGCUCCCACAGAGGUCAGAUCGUCUGGAAGAUCGAGGCCAGUUCCUACUUUGUAGAACCGGAGACCAAGAUCUGUUUUAAAUACUAUCAUGGCCUGAGCGGUGCUCUGCGGGCCACCACCCCAUGUGUGACCGUCAAGAACCCCGUCGCACCGGUGUUUAAACCAGUGACCACAGAUGAUGUUCCUCAAAGCCAAGGCCGCAGAAGACUCAUCAGCUUCUCUCUGUCAGAUUUCCAGGCCACGGGACUGAAGAAAGGCAUGUUCUUCAACCCUGACCCCUACCUGAAGAUUGCCAUCCAUCCCGGGAAACACAGCAUUUUCCCUGCCCUGCCUCACCACGGUCAGGAGAAGAGAUCGGGCAUCGUCUGCAAUACCAUCAAUCCCGUUUGGCAGAGAGAGCGCUUCAACUUUGUGUCUCUGCCCACGGAUGUGCUGGAGAUCGAGGUAAAGGACAAGUUUGCCAAAAGUCGACCCAUUAUAAAGCGUUUCCUGGGGAAGUUGUCCAUGCCAGUGCAGAGAUUACUGGAGAAGCAUGCCAUCGGGGAUCGUGUGGUGAGCUACACGCUGGGUCGGAGGCUUCCGACGGAACAGGUCAGCGGUCAGCUACAGUUCAGAUUUGAAAUCACCUCUUCUAUCCAUCCAGAUGAUGAGGAUAUGUCUCUCAGCACAGAGCAGCCGGUGGUGGCUGGUGACGCUCAGGUUCAGCCCCAGGCAGAAGACACCAUGAGCUUGGACCAGGCGGCCCCAGAGCUGCCGUUUGACGGAGAUGCAGCUUCUGCCGAGAUGCCUAUGGAUGUGGAACCUGGGCCCAGCUGCGCAGCUGAUGCAGAUGCAGCGGAUGCAGCCGAGAUCGAGCCUUUGGAGGCCGAGGAGAAGACGCAACCAGAGCCUGAGGAAGAGCAGGCGGAGCCUGUCGAACGUCAGGGCGGUGCAGAUGAACAAAGCGCUGUGGAACAAAUGGAAGAAGGCGAGACACAUGCGGAGGCAGAAGAGGGGAACCCAGUGGAGGCGGAGACUGACAGUGCCUUUGACGAUGGACCUGUAGACCCUUCAGAAACUCCUGCGAUGGUUGAAGAGGACGGAAACGCUGACCCUCAAUCAGUCCCGGAAGAAGCAGAGGUGGAUCUUGAAGAAGGCUGUUCGCUGAGGAUCAGAACCACGCCGCGACGGAAAACGCGACCAUGCUCGCUUCCCGUGUCGGAGCUGGAGACGGUCAUCGCUUCUGCCUGCGGAGAACCGGAGACUCCGCGCUCCCACUAUAUCAGAAUACACCACCUUCUGCACAGCCUGCCCUCCACCCAACCUGAAAACCAGGGGGACGGACCCGAACGCGACAGGCCGCAGGGAGUGGAGGAGGAAGAUGAAGAUGAGGAAGAGGGUGCGACACCAGAGGCUCAGGCACUAACGCCCAAUGGCCCGCGGAGGACGCUGCCCCGCAGUCGCUCGCACGAGCGCCUCUCUGAUCUCAUUCAGAUGCUCGAUAGAGAAGGACAGCCCCUCGGGGCUGAGGGCCAGGUUGGAGGUCAAAGGUCGCCAGGGGAAAGCGAAUGUGAUUUGAGUCCGGUUCCCUGCUGCAGUCAUAUGGCACAGAGGACCACGGGACCCAUGCGGACGCCGUCUCUAGAUAGCGCUCGCAGGUCGGAGAGCACUGUGUUUUCAUCGCAGGAUGAUGAGGAUGAGAUGGACAGGGUGAACGGCAUGGUGGGAUCAGAGGCAGAGGCGGGGGCUAAGAACCGAGAGCCGGGAGAAGGAAGGUGUCAGUGGGAAGAGGCACCUGAUAGCCACGUCCAGAGCCCGCACAGCGUUAUGGGUAAUGGAGAAUCAUCUGCAGCUGGACCAAGCAGCAGAAGAGACUGUCCUUUGCCCUGUAAUCACCCUGCAGUCAGUCAGUUACCCGCCCUGCGGCCCGACCCACAUCACUACCCCACCAUAGAUGAGCCGCUGCCACCGAACUGGGAGGCGCGUAUCGACAGCCAUGGCCGUGUGUUUUACGUGGAUCACAUCAACCGGUCCACCACCUGGCAACGGCCCACGACCGCAGCCACGCCGGAUGGCCUGCGCAGGUCUGGUUCAGUCCAGCAGAUGGAGCAGCUCAACAGGAGAUAUCAGACCAUCCAGAGGACAAUGGCCACAGAGAGGAGAGACGAGGAGUCUGGAAGCCCCCGCAACGACAGGACGGCCAACACUGAGACUGACUCGCCUCCACAGACCAACGAGUUGAGGAGAGACACUCCCUGUUCUCCAGGUCACUGUCAGAAGGUCACACUGCUGCUUCAGAGUCCCGCGGUCAAGUUCAUCACUCACCCAGAAUUCUUCACGGUGCUUCAUGCUAAUUAUGGGGCGUAUCGUAUGUUCACCAACAGCUCGUGUCUCAAACACAUGAUCCUGAAGAUCCGCCGCGAUGCUCGCAACUUCGAGCGCUACCAGCACAACCGCGACCUGGUGACCUUCCUGAACCGUUUCGCUGAUGCUCAGCUGGAGCUGCCGCGGGGCUGGGAGAUCAAAACGGACCCGCAGGGGAAGUCUUUCUUCGUAGAUCACAACAGUCGCGCCACCACCUUCAUUGAUCCCAGAAUCCCCCUGCAGAACGGAAGACUGCCCAACCACCUGACGCAUCGCCAGCACCUGCAGAGACUGCGCAGCUACAGCGCAGGAGAGGCAUCCGAGGUGUCGCGCACGCGUGGUGGAGUGUCUUUGUUAGCCAGGCCUGGAAACAGUCUGGUAGCAGCCAUACGAAGCCAAAGCCAGCAGGAGCCCGUCCCAUUAGCAUACAACGACAAGAUCGUCGUGUUUCUACGGCAACCCAACAUCUUCGAGGUGUUACAGGAGCGACAGCCGUCCCUCGCGAGAAACCACUCGCUCAAGGAAAAGGUUCAUCACAUCCGGACUGAAGGCACUCAAAGACUAGAGAAGCUCUCGUGUGAUGCUGACCUGGUCAUACUGUUGAGUUUGUUUGAGGAGGAGAUCAUGUCUUACGUUCCUCUCGCAUCAUUUCACCCGGGGUUCAACUUCUCACCUCGCUGUUCGCCCGGUUCCUCUCCACAGAACUCUCCAGGUACACAGAGAGCUCGAGCACCAGCGCCCUACCGCAGAGACUUUGAAGCCAAACUCCGUAACUUCUACAGGAAACUGGAGGCCAAGGGUUACGGGCAGGGUCCCGGCAAGAUCAAACUGAUUGUCAGACGAGAUCAUCUGUUAGAGGGAACGUUUAAUCAGGUCAUGGCCUACUCACGGAAAGAGCUCCAGAGGAACAAACUCUACAUCACUUUUGUCGGAGAAGAAGGGCUGGACUACAGCGGACCGUCACGAGAGUUCUUCUUCCUGUUGUCUCAGGAGUUGUUUAACCCUUAUUACGGUUUGUUCGAGUACUCCGCCAACGACACGUACACUGUCCAGAUCAGCCCCAUGUCUGCGUUCGUGGAGAACCACUUAGAAUGGUUCCGGUUCAGCGGGCGAAUUCUGGGCCUGGUGUUGAUUCAUCAGUAUUUGUUGGAUGCUUUCUUCACUCGUCCGUUUUAUAAAGCUCUGCUCAGACUAGCCACAGAUCUCAGUGAUCUGGAGUAUCUGGACGAAGAGUUUCAUCAGAGUUUGCAGUGGAUGAAGGACAAUGACAUCACAGACGUGCUGGAUCUCACCUUCACUGUCAAUGAGGAAGUGUUUGGACAAGUGACGGAGCGAGAGCUGAAGUCCGGCGGGACACACGUGCAGGUCACAGAGAAGAAUAAGAAGGAAUACAUCGAGCGGAUGGUGAAGUGGAGGGUGGAGAGAGGUGUGGUACAGCAGACACAAGCGCUCGUCAGAGGAUUCUAUGAGGUGGUGGACUCUCGUCUGGUGUCAGUGUUUGAUGCCAGAGAGCUGGAGCUGGUUAUUGCAGGAACGGCAGAGAUCGAUUUGAACGACUGGAGAAACAACACGGAAUACAGAGGAGGUUAUCACGACGGACACAUUGUCGUCCGUUGGUUCUGGGGAGCCGUGGAGCGAUUCAAUAAUGAACAGAGACUGAGACUGCUGCAGUUUGUGACGGGCACCUCCAGCGUGCCGUACGAGGGUUUCACCGCCCUGCGCGGGAGCAACGGCUUGCGACGCUUCUGCAUCGAGAAGUGGGGCAAGAUCACAUCUCUGCCAAGGGCGCACACUUGCUUCAAUCGCCUGGAUCUUCCUCCCUAUCCGUCCUACACGAUGUUAUAUGAGAAACUGCUCAUCGCUGUGGAAGAGACCAGCACUUUUGGCCUUGAAUGAGGACUUCACACGUAAAACACCUUUAUUCCGGUGACCUGUGUACACUGUAUGUUAUUAUCUGCAAGCGUGAUUCUCGGGGUUUCUUGGGUUCGUUCGGGACAGAACUGCAUGCACAAGCCACGGGUUUGUACAGAUGAAACUGUGUAUGCAAAGAGAAAGAGAAGCCUUCAAUCUGCUUUAACUCUCAGGGCCUCGACCUCCGCUGGAGUCUCUCCGUUCGCACAUGAACCAUGUCGCCAUUUCUGUUCAUGCAGUUUCACAAGAAGAAUUGUAAAGUUAUACCAAAUACACCUAGAGAAAAGCACCACGGCACACACAGAAGAUGGCAUCAUCACAGGAAAUGACAUCACAAAAUCACGUCACUUUGCAGGAGUCAACGGAAGAUGCAACACUUUUGGUCUUGCACUUAUGGAAAUUGAAUAUUAAUGGAUUUUUGUUGAAAUCUGUCCUUCCUAUGAAAGCCUUUGAAAAGGAGUUAAAAACGUCAUGUUGUUGGUGAACUUUGGUUUUGGAGCUUUCAGUGUUGACAGACGGUUGUUUUUUCAUUGAGGUGAGUGGUUAUUCUUGAUGUUUUAGUAUGUUUUACCCAGCUGUGUCACUUGUUAGACAGAAAACUUAGAAAGAGGGAGGAUCUGCUGCUUGUUGCUUUGUCUUAUUAACACAUUUGCUCGAGCUCUCACAACAUUAGAUUUUCACUACACUGUUAUCACUGCCACAAGAAUUCACAAUAAUGAUAUUAUUGACAUUUUAGA